This is a messenger RNA of Schistosoma rodhaini, 2199 nucleotides long. The record is from the annotation of a GenBank genome assembly. Lineage: Eukaryota; Metazoa; Platyhelminthes; Trematoda; Strigeidida; Schistosomatidae.
AUGCAACAAUUUGAAUCUCAAUUGGAGGCUAUGAAUAGUGGUGAAUUGUCUUCAGUCGGAGAUUUAGAGUUACAAUUAAGUGCUUGCAAUCGAAUUGUUUCUCUGUUAUGUAAUCGUCUUUCAACAGGUCAUUUUCAACUAGUACAAUUAUUAAAUAAUUUGAACCAGUGUGGUGAUUCACUUUCUGUUACUUUGUCAACUUUAUCCCAACUUAAUCCACAUCCUAGUAUUUCAGACAUAUGUUCCAACGUAACAUCAACACAUGGUCAAUUAAGACAUAUUCAGUCUCUCUUGUUAUCCCAUGAACAUGAUGCCUCAGAUGAUUUGAAAGUUAUUUAUGCAUUCCAACAAAAACUAGAAGAGCGCAUUAAACAAUGCAAAAUCAAAGCUCGAAAUUCACUUGAAACUGCUAAGCACAAUGCUGUUCAAACUGACUUUAUAUCAAAUAAUGAACAAAUUAGUCAGCAGACGUUUUCCAAUCCAAAGCCUAAUGGAUUUAAAAAUCCAGGAGAAAUUAGAUACGAAACUUUAUUAAAAUAUGGACUGGUUAAUCCAAGAAAUGUUCUCAAUCGUACAUUGAAACAUUCUAGUUUUUCUGAACCCGAUGAACCAACGAAGUGUGAAUUACAAGAAGCUUUAUUGAAUGCACUUGGUCAAGUGGAUCGUUUAAAAAAAUAUCGUAUAAAUCAAAGAACACGUAUUGAUCAGCUGCAAAAACGAUUAGAUCAUAUGGGAACUGAACUGGAUUCCAGUGUAGAUGCUAUUCGUCAUCAUCAAAAAAAUUAUGAAGCACAAAAACGUAGAGACUAUAUGGAAAUUACUCGUUUGCGUAAUCAAUUAGCUAAAACAACUGCUUCAUUAGAACAGUUCAAAUUAUUCUUCAGUAAAACAAAUCUAAACACUAGUUCUUUGGACCAAAAUAUGCGAGGCAAUGACAUAACUUCAUCCGGUGAAAUUUUAGUUGAUGAAAGUUUAAAAUACGGUAGUGCAAAAAAACCACGCAUCUUAAGUGAGAUUCAGUUCAGUAAUCUUCAUGUAUCCAAUAAGUCCAUGCCAGUAUCAUUAAUGGAAAAUAACAAUGAAGCAGUAAUAAAUAGUUAUCAAAAUUCGAUACUUCAUUCAAUUAGUGAAUUAAAGCAUGAUAACUUCGUUAGUUUGAACCAAAGUGUUAGUGAAGAUUCGUUACAUUCUCAGUUGUUACAGAGAGUAAAAGGAGCUGAAGAGGAAGCGAUUAUGGCUAUGGAUCAGUUGAAGGCAAGUAAUGCAGAGUUUCUUACUUUGAAAAAACGCUUAUCCCAUGCAACUGUAGAACGUGCAAAUUUAAAAGCAACUAUUGAAGGAUUAGAUGAACAGGUCGCGUUACCUGAAAACUCUUUGUAUGAGCGUACACAGGAACUUCAUAAAUGUCAAACACUUCUUGUAAAAUAUUGCCCAACAUAUCAAAAGCCUGUGACACCAUAUUUUGUUGGACCUGAAGUACCGACAUCGGAAUUAUCUAUUAAAAUACAUGAGCCAAAUAAUAAUUAUACAAGCGAACCAGCAGUUUUUAAUUUGAGAGAUCUUCAGUCGUUUGAACCUAAAGAAUCAUUUCUACGUUCUCCUUCCAUCAAAUUCAAAUUCUUAUAUCAAUUAAUUAACCAAAAGGAUUGGCUAUCUGUUUUAUUGAAGCUUUUGGUUGUACGUAGUCAACAACUAACAUCCAGAAUAUCUAGUGGUAUAAAACAUACUUCACUUCGUCUGCAAAGUCAACCUAGACCUAAACCUAUUUUUAUAUUUUUGAUCUAUUUCUUUUUUGUGCAUCUAAUGCUAUUACAUUGUUGGUUAUUAGAUUUUGUUCUGUUGAGAUCAUGGGGAAUACAUAACAAUAAUUGUUACUUUAUAUGUUGUACUUCUGUUGAACAUCCUAAAUGUCCACCAAUACCAAAUUAUGUACGUGCUGAACAAGUAAUUAGUGCGUGUAUAUUUCGACCAAUUCCUGAUUGUUCAAAUCAAUGCAAUUUAGUAUGGUUCUUAUGCAAUGAUUUAAAGCUGGGACUUCCUCAACGACUUCUAGAUAGAUCAUUGAAUUCUCUUCUACCUACAAUGAUGGCUGGUUUAAUCGAAAGAUCCAAAAUUUUUCACGGAUUCAUUGAGGCUUUCCCCGGCAUAUUCAUUCGGUCUGCAAUCGAUUUCCAGCUCUGUACGCAAUUUAUAAAUUAA